AUGUCAAAAUCUGGUGUGGAGGGAACACCGUUGGAGAUCUUGAGUCAAACAGAACAAUGUGUUGUAUGUGGGGAUUCUGCGGAUGGAUUCCACUAUGGUGUCCGAUCAUGUCGUGGAUGUAACGCGUUCUUUCGACGUGCCAUCACUUACGAUCAGCAUUUUACGUGUCGCCGGGGAGGACAUUGUCUCGUGGAUAGGACAGCGAGAUGUGCUUGUAGAGCUUGUCGUCUUGCAAAAUGUAUAGCUGUUGGUAUGGACAAAAAAGCCGUACAGCCUAAACGAGAUGGUCCUUCAUCAACUAAUGGAACUCAUCAUGAUAGGAGUUCGUGCAAUUACAAUUCCGACGUAGAAACGGAGAAACAACAUAGAGGAAAUGGAACUAUCACUCCGAAACAAGAAGCUGAUCAAGGAAAUCAUAUUUUGAGUCCCUGUUCAGCAUUCAGCCAUGUCGUCACCACCCCAACUAAUGAUAAUUCCUUCCUUCCGACAUUGCCACCCAGCCCUUCACCUAGUAGCGGACUCAUUGCAAGACAGUGUUACGACUUUGAAGAUCAAAAAAGGCGACGACGGGCAAUGCUUUGCCACUCGUUAGAAGAGAUACUAAUAAGUGAUACUGACUCCACCUUGCGUGAUAUGGCAGCUGCGGAAGACUAUGCAGUUUUGUUCCAAGUGCAGAUGGUCCUAAUGUUCGAAUGGGUCGAAAAGUUGCCUGAGUUUUGUCUACUUUUGGAUCCUUUAGACAAGACGAAACUUCUACGUGCUUUUGCCCUCCGCUAUCUGUUGUUAGAUAAUGUAUUUCAUACUAUGGAGCUUGGAUAUGAGGAUAGAAUUGUACUUGUGAAUAACAACUACAUGAAACCGUUCGAAACCCCACCGCUUCCUCAAAAUGAUCUCACAGACGAGAAGAGAGUGGAGUUUAUGAUGUAUGGAGCUGAGGCACAAGCAAUGCUUGACGAUCUUGUAAUACCUAUGAAGCGUAUGGCGCUUAAGGUUGGAGAAAUGAUGACGCUGCGAAUGAUCAUGUUCUGGAAUCCAGGAAAUGUUGGUCUUACGCCAAGCGGUAUUGAAAUUGCUCGAACUGCGUCGAAUAAUGCAGUGAAGGAGUUGCAUCAUUAUUUCGAAGGAGAAGGAAUCACCGACGUAGAGCACAGAAUCGGGAAUUUGCUGCUCCUUUUGCCUGCAUUCACCAAACAUGUGCGUUACUUAUAUGAGUUGGUGAAGCUCAUACCGUCGUUUGGAAAAAUGAAUGAGUGGGACUCAUUCAUGGAUGUUCUUUUGAAUGGCUUUUGA
This is a messenger RNA of Necator americanus (New World hookworm), 1290 nucleotides long. RefSeq lists its product as uncharacterized. The record is from RefSeq and is a predicted model, not a curated record. The coding region runs from base 1 to 1290 and encodes 429 amino acids. The transcript has 11 exons. Gene Ontology annotation, biological process: anatomical structure development; cell differentiation; regulation of transcription by RNA polymerase II. Gene Ontology annotation, molecular function: nuclear receptor activity; RNA polymerase II cis-regulatory region sequence-specific DNA binding; zinc ion binding. Lineage: Eukaryota; Metazoa; Nematoda; Chromadorea; Rhabditida; Ancylostomatidae.